AUGAAUCAAUUAAAAAUUGAAUUAAUUGUUGAUAAUCGUGUCAAUCGAUCUACUCUAUCAGGAAAUGGUAUUCGAAAUGCUGUUUCACUUCAACCAGUUCUUUAUGUUGGUGGAAUACCAAAUAAUAAUCAUAUAAAUUUAACAGGAUCAGGUCUGAAUGCAUAUGGAUUUCAAGGAUGUCUAUCAAGUUUUAUUGUUGAUGGUCGUUUACUUGAUUAUCAACGAGCAUUAGUACUGAAUGGACAAGUGAAAAUGAAUAUUUGUUCAGAUUUAAAUAAACUUUGUUAUGAUUUUACAUGUGUUCAUUCGGGUAUAUGUUCAACAAAUGAAAAUGAUGGACCUCGAUGUGAUUGUAUUGAAACAAGUUACAUAGGUGAACGAUGUGAUAAAUUACCAAAUGGAUUUUAUUUUGGUAAACAUAAAUCCAUUGGUUCAAUUGAAUAUGUAAUGCCACAAACACGUCAAACAGAAUAUGAUACAAUAUCAUUUGGUUUACAAACAUUAUCAGAGUCAGCACAAAUAUUUCGUCUUGAAUCCGAUUUAAAUUCAUAUAGUUUAGAAUAUGAACUUUUACGAGAACGAUCAUAUAUCAAAUUAAAUAUGGGUGAAAAACAACCUGAUGUUUAUUCAUGUGUUAUGCAUAUAACGGAUGGAAUGUAUCAUGCUAUUAAAAUAAUUCGACGACUUUCCAUGGUUGAAUUAUAUGUUGAUGGAGUUCGAAUGAAAUUAGAAGGCGGAAAUAAAUAUUCACGUCAUACAGAACAACAACGAUCGUUUCUUGCACAAAGACGUUUACGUAUUGGAAGCUUUAAAAAUGUUUCACAAUGGAAUGGAGUUCUUGCGGGUUUAUCAUUCAAUCGUCAAUCCAUAUUUGAUAGUCUUUUCAAUACUCUAAUUCGUUCCGGUGAUGUCGAAGAAGUUCAACCCGAUAUAAAUACUGGUCAAUUCAUUUUAAUUGAUCCAACAGCCAUUGCAAUUCCUAUCCUAUCCUCAACAAUUACAUCUAUUAUUCCAAUAAAUAAUAAUAACUAUACAUU
This is a messenger RNA of Adineta steineri, 1037 nucleotides long. NCBI's taxonomy places the organism in Eukaryota, Metazoa, Rotifera, Eurotatoria, Adinetida, Adinetidae. The record is from the annotation of a GenBank genome assembly.